AACAUUCUAGGCAUCCAAAACCAACUCACCUUGCAUCUCUCUUUCUCUCUAAAAACAAAUCAUCUACAAAAUGUUUUGAAUUUGCAGUUUGCAGCUGCAAAAUGCGACAGUAACAUUGCGGUUAAAGCAGUCAUCACAGCCUAUGUGUUUGACAGCUACAUUCAUACAAAACAAACUGCAUUUUGCCGUAAUUGUCGCAACUAUAUUAAGAGUUAACAAAAAAGAAAAUCAACAUUAAUUAUUUAAAUUUCUUUUUAGUGUUCUAAGACAUUGUUAAUUGACAAAAACUAUGAAAAUGGAUUCUUCAUAUGGCGGCUCUUUUUUCCUUCUGCUUUCUCUGUUCUUAGCCUUCAGCACAUGUGCAUUUGGUGAUGAUAUAAAUGCUGAUUUUGACAACCUCUUUGGAGAAAAUAGGGUUGACAUAUCAGGUGAUGGCCAAACCAUGUUCCUCACGAUGGAUGAAUACUCUGGCUCAGGUGUGGUGUCAAAAAAUGAGUACUUGUUUGGACGAUUUGAUAUGAAAAUCAAGCUUGUUCCUGGAAACUCUGCAGGAACAGUCACUGCCUAUUAUCUAAGCUCUCAAGGAGCAUACCAUGAUGAGAUUGAUAUGGAAUUCUUGGGAAACUUGUCUGGUGAUCCUUAUCUGCUCUCAACAAAUGUAUAUGCCGAUGGUGUUGGGGGCCGUGAGAUGCAAUUUUAUCUUUGGUUUGAUCCCACAGAAGACUACCAUACUUAUUCAAUUGAUUGGAACCCUGAGCGCAUUAUACUCUUGGUGGAUAACAUUCCAAUCAGAGUGAUACAGAACAGGGAAGACAUUGGUGUUCCAUUCCCUACACAUAGACCCAUGAAGGUGUACACCACUCUUUGGAAUGGAGACUCAUGGGCAACAAGAUGGGGAGAGGUGAAGCUUGACUUGUCAAACGCUCCCUUCGUGGCCGGCUUCAAAAACUUCCAUGCCAAUGCUUGCGUCCCUGGGCCAGAUGCAGAUUGCAAAAGUUUCAAUGGAGGAAAAUACAGAGGCCUUGGUACUGAAACCAAGAUGCAUUUGCAGAAUGUCCGGUCUAAAUGGGUGGUUUAUGACUAUUGCCGGGAUCUCAGGCGCUACGCUCACGGUCUUCCAUAUGAAUGCCGCAAGGAAAAUCUAUUACAAGAUGAAUGAAUAGAGGAUAAUGAUAUCACAGUCAUUCUGCAUAAUAUUUUUUGAAGGCCAAACCAUGCAAAUAUUGGAUGAUAUCAUGAAGGAAAGUUUGCAUAACUAUGACACAAGAUGUAGCUGUUCUAUUCUUUUAAUAUGUUGGAGUUGCCAUGAAAGGAUGCUACUAUAUUGGAAGGCAGUGGAUUUUGACUUAAUGGCCUAAUUAACCCUUUUGAUAGAUGUUCUAAGAAUAUUUGUUUACUUUAAUUUUAUGUCUCUCUAUUUUGUAUGAGCAUAAAAAAAUAAGGAAAAAUUAUUUAA
Messenger RNA from Lotus japonicus, 1456 nucleotides. Its product is annotated as xyloglucan endotransglucosylase protein 1-like. The record is from RefSeq and is a predicted model, not a curated record. Gene Ontology annotation, molecular function: xyloglucan:xyloglucosyl transferase activity; hydrolase activity, hydrolyzing O-glycosyl compounds. Gene Ontology annotation, cellular component: apoplast; cell wall. Bases 290 to 1159 code for a protein of 289 amino acids. The transcript has 3 exons. Gene Ontology annotation, biological process: cell wall biogenesis; xyloglucan metabolic process. Lineage: Eukaryota; Viridiplantae; Streptophyta; Magnoliopsida; Fabales; Fabaceae.